Nematocida minor is the source of this 1188-nucleotide messenger RNA. RefSeq lists its product as uncharacterized. The transcript has a single exon. NCBI's taxonomy places the organism in Eukaryota, Fungi, Microsporidia. Bases 1 to 1188 code for a protein of 395 amino acids. The record is from RefSeq and is a predicted model, not a curated record.
AUGGCAGUAAGCAAAAGAAGAAUUACACAGAAGUGCAGGAAGACAGUUGAGGAAGAAGACCUGUCCGAGCCAGAAGAAGCAAUCCGAUUUGAUCCAAAUAAAAAAAUACUCAGAGCCAAGCGAAGAAAUGAAAGACCAAACGGCCCUCGUGUGAGUCUCCUGGGGAAUAACAACAAAAUAAGCCCAAUCUUCACAGAAGACCAGAAAAAGAAAGGCCUCAACCAGUCGUUCAUUGAAUCGGUCAGCAAAGCCUACAAAAUCGACAACAGGUACAACUUUGCAGACCUAUUCACCCAGUACAGCGCAUACAGAGGAGAGAUCGAACAGAGAUCAGAACAGAAAGAACAAAAACCAGAGCUAAUAAAAGGGCCAAUAGAUCUUUCCACUAUUCUUAGAUCGGGACUGUCAGGAGCACAGCCAUCACCACAGCAGCAAACCACACAGUUUAUUCUCAGCCAGCACCCGCCCAUGACAGCCAGCAGCACUCUAUUCGCACCGCACACACCCAGUGAAAAAAGAACAGAAGAGACAGCAAAGAAUGAAAAAGCACACAGCGCACAGAAUGAAAAUAAAAAAGAAGCAGAGGAAAAAAGUAAAAAUAAAAUAGCAGCCGAUAAGGGAGACGAUAAACCACAGGAGAAAAAGGAAAAAGAAAAGGAGGUAAAUGAAGACAUAAAAGAUAGUAAGAAAAAAGAGGCAAAAGACAUCAAAAAAGAAGAAAGCAAAGACAUCAAAAAGGAUACAGUAAAAGCAGAAGCAUCUGUAAAACAGACUCAUCCUAAAGAACAGGAAGACAAAGAAGAAAUAAAGCCAGCCACUCUAAAAAAAGAGAUGAAAGAAGACAAAAAAGAGACGAAAGAAGAUAAAAGUGCAUCUGAGUCUGAUGUUUUAUUCGAUCUGAACUGUAAGAUAUUCCUGCGCAAGACGUCUAAAUUCGAUGACAUUGGCUUUCAUCGCGUAGUUGUCCACAAAAAGAAUAGUGAAAAAUACAUUACUAUCUACAACAGAAACACUGAGAUAAUUUCUGUCUCUGUCAAUAAGUCGUCAAUUCGAUCAGAGCCAGGCACCAAGGAGCUUGCGUUCGUAGACCCCAGCACCACUUCUCUUUACAAAAUAAAACUAGCCACAGUGAAAGAUUCAAACAGCCUGAGAGCAGCCUGCAAUAAAAAGACAGCCAAGAAUAAAUAA